This is a messenger RNA of Frankliniella occidentalis (western flower thrips), 842 nucleotides long. RefSeq lists its product as uncharacterized. The record is from RefSeq and is a predicted model, not a curated record. NCBI's taxonomy places the organism in Eukaryota, Metazoa, Arthropoda, Insecta, Thysanoptera, Thripidae. The transcript has 4 exons. The coding region runs from base 39 to 695 and encodes 218 amino acids.
CUGACGUGACGUACGAUACAGUUUAUUUGGCAUUUCGCAUGGCUCGGACAUGCCACGCUACGGCAGGAUGGGCCACCUGGACCAUCAUAGCGUUAUCCUACGCUCUGGUGGUUGGAAUGACCGGCCCUGUCAACGCACGAUUGCCGAAGCCGAGGCCUUCUCAAAGGGUCUACCGCUCAAGACUCAUCCCUAAACUGUACAACAUGGCACAUUGCACAGACAGGCAUCACUUUUUCCACAUCCGUAACGUCUCCACGACCAUGGACCGGUUUGGCGGGGAUGUUUUAGAUGUGCUUUUCAACCUAAAUGGAACAGCAAAGUUGCUUUCAUCGAUUAAAUUUUCAUUGCAACGAUGCACAGGUGGCGCCUCACAAUGUGAACAUGUAAAUACCUGGACUUGGUCUACUGGUAUUUGUGACUUGAUGAUGACGAAACAUAUGGCUUGGAGCUACAUGGUGGAGAGAAUUCACCCUCCUAUUAAGUGUCCGUUCCAAAUGGGUUCGUACACUAGUCCCAACCUUACGUUAGACCUCGAUAUGGUUGACAAGGCAAUGCCUCGAUCUAACAUAGAGAAACACGUAUGGUUGUCGGAGUGUCAGACUUUUGACGAAAACAAAAAUCUCUUCGCUUGCUUCAAAUGGACAACAGAGGCACGAAGGGUGCGAGUGAAAGAGGGUGGUUAUCAAAUGGGGUAAUAUAAAAUUCACAUUGAGAAUCCUACAGUGUGCAUUGUAGUGUUGUAACAGGUGAACCGUGUGCAUGGGUGUGAAUACUGUUUAAACAGUAGUUGUUAUAGUGUUAAGCAUGCUCUUUGUGGGGAGAAAAUAAAUACGAGCACACUA